Molecule: messenger RNA, 3185 nt
Organism: Melopsittacus undulatus (budgerigar)
Lineage: Eukaryota; Metazoa; Chordata; Aves; Psittaciformes; Psittaculidae
Gene: KATNB1
Product: katanin regulatory subunit B1
Exons: 19
Coding region: 228-2204 (658 amino acids)
Biological process (GO): microtubule depolymerization; microtubule severing
Cellular component (GO): katanin complex
Molecular function (GO): microtubule binding
Source: RefSeq, a predicted model, not a curated record
CCCCUGCCCUCUCUGCCGCCCCGGCGCGGCCUUCCCGCCGCUGGGCCCAGCGCGCCGGGACCUCCCCAUCUCCUGCUGGUGCCUUUGUUCGGCCUCCAGCCGGCCGGGGCAGCACGGGCGCAUGGCCCAGAAGCGGUAGGACGCGGCGGCAGAGAGGCGACCCGGGUGGGCGGGGACCCUCGCCGGUCGGAGGAAGGCCCAUCGGAUCGGCCUCGCCGAGCAGAGCCAUGGCUGAGGCCGUCGCCACUAAGACGGCGUGGAAGCUGCAUGAGAUCACAGCUCACAGCAGCAAUGUAUCCUCACUAGUCCUGGGCAAAACCUCAGGCCGGCUGCUGGCAACUGGAGGGGAUGACUGCCGGGUCAACAUAUGGUCAAUUAACAAGCCCAAUUGCAUCAUGAGCUUGACAGGCCAUACGUCGCCCAUUGAGAGCCUACAGGUCAAUACGAAUGAGAAUCUCAUUGUUGCAGGGUCCCAGUCAGGGUCCAUUCGAGUUUGGGACCUGGAAGCUGCCAAAAUUCUUCGAUCCUUACUUGGUCACAAAGCGAAUAUCUGCAGCCUUGAUUUCCAUCCUUACGGAAGCAUUGUGGCAUCUGGCUCUUUGGACACAAACAUUAAGCUCUGGGAUAUGAGAAAAAAAAACUGUGUCUUCAGGUACAAGGGCCACACAGAAGCAGUUCGAUGUCUCCGCUUUAGUCCCGAUGGGAAGUGGUUAGCCUCUGCUGCUGAUGAUCACACUGUGAAGCUGUGGGAUCUGGUGGCUGGAAAGCUAGUGUUUGAAUUUACAGAACAUACUGGCCCAGUAAACGUUGUUGAAUUCCAUCCCAAUGAAUACCUUUUGGCAUCUCGUAGCUCUGACAGGACUGUUCGGUUCUGGGACUUAGAGAAGUUUCAAGUGGUGAGCUGUAUUGAAGAGGAGGCUACUCCCGUCAGGUGUGUGCUUUUCAACCCAGACGGCUGCUGCUUGUAUAGUGGCUUCCAGGAUUCGCUGCGUGUGUACGGCUGGGAGCCGGAGCGCUGUUUUGAUGUGGUCUUGGUGAACUGGGGAAAAGUAGCUGAUUUAUCUGUUCGCAACAACCAGCUGAUAGGUGUUUCCUUUGCACAAAGCACAGUCUCUUCCUUUGUUGUGGAUCUCAGCAGAGUCAUAAAGUCGGAUUCUAUUUCUCAUGGGCUAAUCAGGGAUGAUGAGCCUCUUGUGCCACCUAUCCCCACGGGGUCCUCCCUUCGCCGCAUCUAUGACAGACCCUCAACUAGCUGCAGCAAGCCACAAAGUAGAGUGAAGCGUAACUCAGAGAGUGAGAGGCGCAGUCCCAGCAGUGAAGACGACCGGGAUGAGAAGGAAUCAAAGGCUGAGAUCCAGAACCCAGAGGAUUACAAUGAGAUCUUCCAGCCCAAGAAUGCUAUAUGUCGCACUCCUCCUCAGAACAGUGAGCCCUUUCCAGCCCCCCCUGAGGAUGAGCCCAUAGCUGCAAAGGAAGCAGUGAAGCCCACCCAAGCUCCGGAUGUCCAGACAUUGUUGCCAAAGCAAGAACUUCCUAAUCCAGUCCAGAGACCAUCAAUUGCCUCUUCAGCUGCUUUGACCAGAGCAGAGCCAUUGGUGAUUCCUGCAGCCAGAAAUGAGCCCAUUGGCCUGAAAGCGUCUGACUUCCUACCAGCUGUGAAAAACCAAAGCCAGACAGAGCUUGUGGAUGAGGAAGCCAUUUCCCAGAUCAGGAAAGGCCACGAGACCAUGUGUGUGGUGCUCACCAGUCGCCGCAAGAAUCUGGACACUGUGCAGGCCGUGUGGAGCUCCAGUGAUAUCAAGAACUCUGUGGACUCUGCAGUGGCGAUCAAUGAUCUGUCUGUUGUUGUGGACCUCUUGAAUAUUAUCAACCAAAAACCGUCUCUCUGGAAGCUGGAUUUGUGUGCUAUAGUCCUGCCACAGGUAGAAAAACUACUCCAAAGUAAAUAUGAAAGUUACGUGCAGACUGGCUGCACAUCCCUGAAACUCAUUCUCCAGAGAUUCUUGCCACUGAUCACAGACAUCCUUGCUGCACCACCUUCUGUUGGAGUGGACAUCACCAGGGAGGAAAGGCUCCAUAAAUGCAAGCUGUGCUACAGGCAGCUGAAAAACAUCAGCAGCAUCAUCAAGACCAAGUCGGGGCUCAGCGGCCGCCAUGGUAGUACCUUUCGGGAACUGCACCUCCUUAUGGCUGUCCUGGAGUGACAGCCAUCACCUCCCCAUGUGCAAAUGAAAUUGGCCAAGCUCCCUUUUGGCUGGAUUUCAUCUCUCUCCAUGUGUCCAUCUUUGCCCCACACAGCGCAGUAGGGAAGUGGGAUUUCACUGGCUGGGUGCCUGCCUAGCCUGGGUGCCUUUAUGGGCUGAAUGGAGGUCCUGAGUGGAGAGACAUCUGUGCUGUAUGAGGCAACCUGCCUGGUGGAGGGCCCCACAAAGCCCUGUAGGGAGGCAGCUUCAUUUCAUCUUUUCAUCUCAGCAUCAAGCUGUCAACUGCUCCAUCUGUGUGUGGUGGCCUUUUGCUGAUGGCCAUCCAAGCCCACUGUCUCAUCUUCACCCAUGUGUGCUGUUGGCUUACUGGCUCUAUGGGUUGGGGCUGGCUGACAUCACUCUCCCUGUGCAUUGUGCUGCGCACAACAGCCUCAUGGGGGUUGGAGUGUCCUUUCUCUACAGAAGGACUUCACCUGCCCUGUGGGACUGGCCAUUUGGGCUUCCUUUGUCAAACAUGAGCCAGGACACCAAGACGCCAUGCCUGGGGUAGCUUCAAGGACUUGUAUUGAGAAGGGGGCUGCCUCUUGGCUUCUCAGAAACCCCUGCUGGCACCCUAGGCUGCACAAGGUUAAUAUCAUCAGAAUUCCUGGUAACUGAGAUCUACCUUGAGGAGUUAAAACAUGUGACUUAAACAGGACUUCUCAUAUUUUUACAUUUGGGGAUAAGGAUUUAGGAGGGCUGAGAAACAGAGGCAUGUGGACUAAUGUCUUUCUAUAUCCAUUGGACUGCUAUUUUUCCCUCAAUAAAUGUCUGUCAGAACCUCUCUGUCCCUCUUUCUUUCCAGUGCAGAAAGAGGUUUCUGUUGGUGCUUCCUUUGUGCCUCCCAGCCUGUCUCCUAUUUUGUUAUACACUGGAGCUUGUUCUCCAGGAAACUGUAACUUAUAAUGGAAUUUAUUAAAAGAUUUGUAAUUUUUUUUGUAA